GGAGCCGCGCUGGAGCAGGGUUUCACUUAGGUUUAGAACACUGCUGUUUUGAUGAAGUCACCUCUGCAGGAUGCCACACAAGAUUGGCUUUGUAGUCGUUAGUUCGUCAGGACACGAAGAUGGCUUCAGCGCAAAGGAGCUGAUGGUUCAUGCACCGACGGUGAAUGGAUGGCGAUCACCAAGACUCUGUCAGUAUCCACAGGAAAUUGUUCUGCAGUUGGUGGAGAGAUGUAGAAUACGAAAACUACAGUUACUUGCUCACCAGUACAUGAUCUCAAGCAAAAUCGAGUUCUACAUCAGCGAAAACUUGCCUGAAUACUUUGCUCCUUAUCAGUCGGAGAGAUUUCACAGACUAGGUUAUGUCCCUCUCUCAGACAAUGAAAAGACUGGAUUCAAAGCACGAGAGUUAAAAUCCGUAUAUAUGGAUGCAGUUGGCCAGUACCUAAAGCUGAUUUUCCAUAAGAAUUAUGUCAAUAAAUACAACCUAUACAGUCAGGUUGCUCUAGUAGCCAUAAAUAUUAUUGGAGAUCCUGCAGACUACAGUAAUGACACCAAUAAUAGUACUUCAAGAGAGAAGCUGAUAGACCACUACUUAGGAAAUAAAUCAGAUGAUCCUGCCUUAGAUGGGACAUCCUUUGGGAAGCCUGACUUCAUUUCACCACUGGAUGAUUUGGCUUUUGACAUGUACCAGGAUCCAGAAGUUGCUCAGAUAAUACGUAGGCUAGAUGAGAAGAAGCGUGAAGCUGUCCAUCAUGAACGCUAUGAUUAUGCCAAGAAACUCAAACAAGCUAUUGCAGACUUACAAAAGGUAGGGGAACGACUUGGACGGUAUGAGGUGGAGAAACGUUAUGCUGUAGAGAAGGAGGAUUAUGAUCUUGCUAAAAAGAAGAAACAGCAAAUGGAAGAAUAUCGCCUGAAGGUAUAUCAGCAAUUGGAGCUCCAUAACCUUCUGGAUCCAGAACUGAGGGUUCGAAGACCACCUGAUUUGCCUUUGGAGCCUGUGGUUUAUGCUGAUAGUUCUCAACGCUCAAAAGCCAUAAAUUCACCUCCUCUUGAGAAAACAGAACCACAAAAAGGCGAGUCACGGAAAGCAGAGCCUUUUCUGGAAGAGAAGGCAGUAAAGCUUGCUUCUCCUGAGUCCCUUGUUCCCCACCAGUCUCCUCCUCCUGUGGCUCCUCCCACACCCUCAGGGGAAGAGUUUUCCAAAGAUAAUGCCGAUUUCUUACCUUAUGAUGAGAGACCUCUUCCAGCUAUCCGUAAACAGCCUGAGGAAGGAAUUACAUACCUGGAGCCAGAGACAACUGAAGGGGAUGUCAGCGACACUCCAAGAAGUGGUAUUACUGGAGAGCCAGAACCAUUAACAGAGAAGGCACUGAGGGAGGCCAGCCCUGCUAUUGAAGUUUUUGGAGAAGCUUUGGUUUCAGGAGCAUAUUCCAAGACGUGGUCCUAUCGAGAAGAUGCGUUACUUGCUGUAUAUAAGAAGAUGAUGGAAAUGUCAGUAAGCACUCCAAAGGAUGAUUUAAAGAACAUGCUAAGGGCUGCCAUUUUUCUUGUAAGGAGAGCCAUAAAAGACAUAGUAUCUUCAGUUUUUCAAGCUUCCCUGAAACUCUUAAAAAUGAUCAUUACACAAUAUAUACCAAAACAUAAAUUGGGAAAACUAGAAACUUCUCAUUGUGUGGAGAAAACACUUCCAAGUUUACUUUCUAGAACAGGAGACUCUUCAACUCGUCUUCGCCUUGUGGCUUCUAACUUCAUUCAGGAAAUGGCACUGUGUAAUGAAGUUAAACCUCUUCAGAUUGUUCCAGUUCAUUUGGUCCAGCCAUUAAAACCAAAUUCCCCAACACAUCUGGCAAUGAGUCAAGUGGAAUUAGUGGAACACCUCUUGAAAGAAAUGGGAACUGAGAACUCUGGGUUUACCAUUGACAACAUCAUGAAGUUUGCGACAGGUGCUUUGGAACACAGAGUGUAUGAAGUACGUGAUACAGCAUUGCGGAUUAUCUUCGACAUGUAUAGGAAGCACAAAGCUGCUAUACUGGAAUAUCUUCCUCCAGAUGAUGCAAACACUCGCAAGACUGUUCUCUAUAAAACACUCUUUGAUGGAUUUGCUAAAAUAGAUGGGAAACUGACAGAAGCUGAAAUUAGGGCACAGAAAAAGGUAGCCACAGAAGAAGCAGAGAAACAGAAGAUAGAAGAAAUAAAGGUUCUGCAAGGGCAGCUGGCAGCUCUAAAGGAGAUACAAGCAGAAGUUCAAGCUGGAAAGGAAAGAGAAUCUGAUCUUCAGAAGUCAAAGAAUCAAGAUUUUCAGGUAAAUGAAGGGCUACAGCAUGCAGCAGCAGAGAUGCUGGAUGAUCGUUCUUCUGUUUCAAAUUAUUUAGAUAACUUAUGCAUUUUUUGUGGUGAAAGGGAUGAAUCCUUUACAGAAGAAGGAUUGGAUCUCCAUUACUGGAAGCACUGUCCUAUGUUAACCAGAUGUGAGCACUGCAAACAGGUGGUCGAAAUAGCAAGCCUGACAGAGCACUUGUUGACUGAGUGUGAUAAAAAGGAUAGCUUUGGGAAAUGUCAGCGCUGUAGUGAGGCCCUUCCAAAAGACGAGUUGCCUAAACAUAUUAAGAGCAAGACUUGCAAUUCUGCCAAACCAGAAAAAGUGGCAAACCAUUGCCCGUUGUGUCAUGAGAACUUUUCCCCGGGAGAAGAGGCCUGGAAGUCUCACUUAAUGGGCAAAGAUGGCUGUAGAAUGAAUCUGCGGAGGUUACCCAUAAUAAAUAAAAAUUUUCCGGCACAAUCUGGCAAAGCAGGUGGUCUGUAUUUAAUGAAAACAGGUCCUUCAGGAGCAAAAGCUCGAUAUUCUUCUGUAGGAAGCAAGAUCCCAACCCCGAGAGGGGCCCUGAAUAAAAACACUGGCAAAACAUACUCAAAGCGAUGACAUGAACAAUAUUUUCCUUUGUCUUACUAACUAGGCCUGUAAUUGUUAAUAGCUGUCUGAAAAUUGUGGAUAACUUAUAUCACCUUUUCCACUUGCCUACUCAGAGCUGUUCACUAGCCUUGAGCAGUACUUGUUUGAGUACCCUGGUAGCUAGGUUUUAUGUUAGCUGCCUGCAGUGCUGUGAUUUUCUCGCAGAAUGUGCUUGUUAGGAACAUGCAAAUGUUUUGGGACAGAUCUAGCCUGCCACAUUCCCUGCAUGGCACAAAGAAGGCUGUGCAUUAUUCUUACUCGCUGUUUCCUCAUACUAAAAACUCCCCAGUAAAUACAAAGUUAACAAGGCCAGAAUCUGUACUUGUUGUUACAACCAGUGCAGAGGCUGUGUCACAGUUAGUGAAUUGCUCUUGGGCUGUGGUUCCAGCAGGCUGAUUUUGAGAUACAGUAAGGAAUUUCCCCAAGAUCCCAAAGCCACAGUCAUUCCUGUCUUGGCUUUCUCUUGGGGAAGAGCAAGAAAUGCAUCGAGCAGAAGUCAUACCAUUAUAUUCAGGACAAAGCUGAAAAGCAUUAGUUCUUUUGAACUAAAUCUAAAACUUGUUUGCAAAUAUACAUCCUGAAAGUUUGAGAAAUAAUACCUGUAUUACCUGACUUUAUCACCUGAUCAUGUCAAUGUAGUAACUAAAAUAUAUUGCUCAAAGUUUUCUACCAGAAAUUGACCUUACAACACUCUGAAAGUACUAGUGUCACUGGUUUUUUUUGAUUGUUUGUUUUUUAGCAUCAAGUAUUAGUGGUAGAGGAAUAGGUUGUGAGGUGGAACGAAUAUACUAGUUGACUUGUGAGAUUGCUCUUCCAUAUGUAUUUCUGCACUAUAUCAGCACAUUUACGGAGAAUUCCUUGCAGCCCCGCUUGAGGAAAAAAACACUGAAAAUUAUCAAUAUACCUGAUGAACAAAACAGGCUUGUUACCGUUGCAUGGAUUACUUUGAUGUGAUUGUGGUGUUGGUAUCUUAGCAAUACCAGCAUUUAUCUGCUAUGAUGUGCUGUUAGAAUAAGGUGAAAUGAAAAACAUUAGCUAAAAGGUUCCUUUAUAAACAUGGUGAAUAACCCCAAUUUGAUUUCUGUUACAGAGGCCACAAAACAAUAAGAAUAGUUUAAGCUUCUUGACGCCAGUAUGGUUAAACUAUGCAAGAUCUUGGUCAUCCAAAUUUAAUGUGCCCAGCAUAAUUAAAUAGUAAGAAUGUACCUGUGUCUAUAUUCACAAGUCUCUGUGAAUAUAGAUGUUUGUUUAUUCACCUUAAGGUCGUAGGCAUAAAUUAUGCUUUCAAAUAAGGUCACCUAUAAAAAAAAUAUAUAUAUAUCAGGUGAUAUGAAAGGUAUGUCUAAAUUGAUCAAAAGACCUAUAUGAUCAUGUAUAGAUAAACGAAUCAAUUAAUGGGUAAAGCAGCAGUUGCGUAAAGUACAAAUUUCCAAAUCAGUUUGCUUAGAAAGAAUAGUUAUAAUGGAGAAAUUGUAAUGUAGUUGAGAAAAGUUGUAGGGUUUGUUUAUUUUUCUACUCCAAAUCCUCUAGCAUUAAUCUUCAGUUUAUUUGCCCAGUUAGGACGUUUACAAGUAGGGCCAAGAACUGGAGAAAUUUUUCAGUUGUCUGUUUCUCAAGUUACAAGGUUUUGAGUAAAUAAGCGGAGAAAUCGUGCCAUUCUUUGCAGAACGGUUUAGUUAUUGUGUGCCAGGACCUACUAUAUUUUGAUGGUAGGUGAGAUACUAUCGGUGUGUUUACAACAGCUGCCUUUUUCUUUCAUGGUUUUGUCACGAUAAACUUUUUGCCAGCUAAAAGGGGCAAAUUUAUAGCCACUGUAAAAGCUCUCAAGUCCAUUUAUUUGUGCUGAGCUCUAACAUUGGUUCCUUCACUGGGAACGGGUACUCUUGUUUUCUCAAGCAGAUCGGUAUCCUUCGGCGCCUUGGUAGUCAGCUGAAAGCGCGAACUGACCAUGCAAGGAGAGGAGUUGGAUUAGGCCCAUUUAUAGAAUGCGUACACUAGGUUUUAAAGUUCUUAGAAGCAUUAUUUUGAACGAUAACUUUGCUCCUGUUAGUCUAAUAAAGGAGUCUGUAAUGCUAUGAGUUCUGGCACGUUAAUAGUUUUCAAUGAAAUGAAUCUUGCUCCUUAGCUUAGCCCGGGCCCUAGAGCUGGACCCAUUUAUGGCUGAGAAUUUGGUUGUGCUAUUGAAGCCUGGCCUUUACAUGUAUUUCAAGUUCAGGCUUUUAAAACUAGUAUGCAACUCCCAAAGCACUAUUUGAUGCCAAAAAUUAGCACCAAAUAAGAAGGCUGGAAGACUGUCUGGAUGUUGCCGUAUGACAUGCCUUCAUGAGAGAAACAACCUGAAACAGCUUUUCCAUGCUGCCUCUCCUACUGUGCAUGAAGUGCCUUUUUUUUUAGUCUGCAUGACAAGAGGAUUAAGCUAAACUGCAGGACUCCCCUUUGGUACCUAAUAAGAGUAUGUACCUAUGGAGUUAUCAUUAAAUUAUAACUGUUAAUUUUGAAAUAUUCCUGCAAAAGAUAACCUCUUAAAAUCUAAGCAGGGCCUUGGAAAGCUUGAAUUAGUACAUUAAAACGCCCUUUUUUUCUCCCUUAGUGUACUUCUCAGCUCAUUUCUAAACCCACCUCUGACUUUCUCUAGUUUGAUCUUGAUUGAAGUAAAGAUCCAUAGACUACAGCAUGAGUGUCUUACUAGCUUCAAAGAGAACAAACUAGAUUAAGGUACAAGGUACGAAGCCUUAUAUCUAAAGCAGCAAUCCUAACGUUUCUACCUGUAAAGUUUAGGCAAUUUCUUUCUAGGAUAGAAUUAAUUGCUCUAUAUCUAUGUGCACUACAGGUACAGGAAUAUGCAAUCGUAAUAAUACAAGGGGUUUGGGGGAUUUUUUUUGCCACCACAGAGUGAAUAUGCAGUAAUAUCUUGUAUAUACAGCACUGAUUUUUGUAUUGUACAGUUUUCAUAGUUGCUUGCAGCCUUAUGUAUACGCUUGUCAAUUUUACAGGUAGAGCAUUUAAAAACUCUUUUAUAUAAUUGUUCCUUUAAUUUUCCUUAAUAUAUAAAUAUAUACAGAAAUAUAUAUAUAUGUUUAUUACCACUUAAGUGACACAGGUUUCUAUUUUAGGACCUGAUUCCUUAUGCAAGCAAAAUAACCAUUGAUUUUGCUCAGAGAUUAGCAUGUGCAAUGGACUGCAGGCUCAUGGACUAUUGCUCAGAGCGUGUUUUCCUUUCGGAAGUAAAACUGUGAGAUUUUUCAGUGUGUAAGUUGAAUGAAAAAGCUGCUUGCAAAGAACUUGCGUGUUUUCUGGAUUGGUCAAGAUAGAGUCUUAUCUACCAAAUUAAUACACGUACUAUUGCUUUUGGAGCAUGGCUUUUAAACUCAAAGAGUAAUUAAAAUAAAGAUAAUCAGUUAAAUCCUGCACAGAGCAGGAUCUGUGCUUACUCUGCUGUAAUACUUUGGCGUCACCUUUUAAAAAAUGAUUAAGAAGAGAGUUAAGAGCUGCUGAAAUAAACCUUUUCACUGCGAA
Rhea pennata is the source of this 6469-nucleotide messenger RNA. It is a transcript of the gene CEP104, whose product is annotated as centrosomal protein 104. NCBI's taxonomy places the organism in Eukaryota, Metazoa, Chordata, Aves, Rheiformes, Rheidae. The record is from RefSeq and is a predicted model, not a curated record. Gene Ontology annotation, cellular component: cilium. Bases 71 to 2923 code for a protein of 950 amino acids. The transcript has 22 exons.